Messenger RNA from Prunus persica (peach), 1782 nucleotides. Its product is annotated as 7-hydroxymethyl chlorophyll a reductase, chloroplastic. Lineage: Eukaryota; Viridiplantae; Streptophyta; Magnoliopsida; Rosales; Rosaceae. The record is from RefSeq and is a predicted model, not a curated record. The coding region runs from base 77 to 1330 and encodes 417 amino acids. Gene Ontology annotation, biological process: chlorophyll cycle. The transcript has 18 exons. Gene Ontology annotation, molecular function: 7-hydroxymethyl chlorophyll a reductase activity. Gene Ontology annotation, cellular component: chloroplast.
CAGCCUCAGCACAUUGUAGUCACUCUCACUCUGUUUCAGUUGCAUUAUUGUUGGCUUGGGGUUUCUCUCAGCUGCAAUGUGUUCUCUAAUUGCCAAGCUCUAUUCCCUUCCUCUCUCACUCUCCAUUGUUUCCUCAUCUUCAUCUUCCUCUUCCUCUUCCUCUUCCUCUUCCUCUAAAGAUGGAAAACCCAACUCAAAGUCAGUGAAGCUGAGAGAGGACUGGAGGCAACGCUCCAGACCCAUUCCUCCUGGUGGCACUUAUCCGGCUAAAGACCACUGCAGUCGUUGCGGGUUGUGCGACACAUAUUACAUUGCCCAUGUCAAGGAAGCCUGUGCUUUCUUAGGAGAUGGAAUGUCUAAGAUUGAAGGCUUGGAACCUGUAGUUCAUGGUAGAGGGAGAAAAACAGGUUCCUCAGAUGAAAUGUACUUGGGUGUCUAUGAGGAGUUGUUGUAUGCUCGUAAAGUGAUCCCUGUUGAAGGAGCUCAGUGGACAGGAAUAGUAACAACUAUUGCAAUAGAAAUGCUAAAAUCAGGCAUGGUAGAGGCCGUAAUUUGUGUACAGAGUGACCCAAACGACAGAUUUACUGCACGGCCUGUAUUAGCAAGGACACCAGAGGAAGUUUUAGCUGCUAAAGGUGUCAAGCCGACAUUAUCUCCUAAUCUUAAUACCCUUGCCCUAGUUGAGGCUGCAGGUGUAAAGAAACUUCUAUUCUGUGGUGUGGGUUGCCAGGUGCAAGCAUUACGAUCUGUGGAGCACCAUUUAAAUUUGGACAAGCUCUAUGUGUUAGGCACAAAUUGCGUGGACAAUGGGACUCGAGAAGGGCUUGAUAAGUUUUUAAAGGCUGCAAGUAGUGAACCGGAGACAGUUCUUCAUUAUGAGUUUAUGCAAGAUUACAAGGUUCACUUGAAGCAUUUGGAUGGUCAUAUUGAAGAGGUUCCGUAUUUCUCUCUGCCAGCAAAUGAGUUGGUUGAUGUAAUUGCUCCUUCUUGUUAUAGUUGUUUCGAUUAUACAAAUGGUUUAGCGGAUUUAGUUGUGGGAUACAUGGGUGUGCCAAAAUAUUCUGGAAUCAGCAUGACUCAACAUCCACAGUAUGUUACGGUAAGAAAUGAACGUGGAAGAGAGAUGCUCAGUCUGGUUGAUAAUCUUUUGGAGGUUACUCCAACAACUAGCAGUGGAAAUCGCCAACCAUUUGUCAUGGAGACUGUUAAGGCAGAUGAUAAUGCAAAGUUGGGAAAGGGUCCUGAACCUGCCCCAAAGUUUGUUGGCAAUGUGAUUGCUUUCUUGCUAAACUUGAUUGGCCCAAAGGGUCUGGAAUUUGCUCAUUAUUAACUCGAUUACCAUACCAUCAGGAAGUACCUGUAUGUAAACCGAAUGUGGGGAAAACAAAGGUGCAACUUUCAAUGUGUUUAACAUAGAAGGAGGAGCGACAUGAUCGGUGACUCCGCUGUCAAGUAUCCAAGAUGUUGUGGAUGGUGAUGACUUAUUGGCGCUGGCGCAAAAAGGAGAUACUGUACCAUUGUGAAGAAGAGACUUAAGUUGACUGUAUUCUUCAGUUGUGAACCUGGGGGCUUCGUUGUCGGAAGCUGAUGUUUGAUAUGUGUUUGAUUUGUUGUCACCCAUGAUUGGGUGUUGUGGCUAGGGUUGUGAAAAACCCUAGGUGAUAAAAGGAGUGUAAAAAAAAAGUAUUCAAGAGACACCCUAGAACUGGUGCUCUGAUAUCAUGUUAAAAUUUUAUAUGAAUCAAUUAAAUAAUAUGUUUCUUUCAGCCUAUUUCAUGUAUG